Messenger RNA from Hemicordylus capensis (graceful crag lizard), 1246 nucleotides. RefSeq lists its product as uncharacterized. The record is from RefSeq and is a predicted model, not a curated record. The transcript has 7 exons. NCBI's taxonomy places the organism in Eukaryota, Metazoa, Chordata, Lepidosauria, Squamata, Cordylidae. Bases 103 to 1128 code for a protein of 341 amino acids.
GCAGGCUCACUUGGCAGCGUUUUAGAUUAGCUGAAGCAUCUUCGAUAAAUUGGCUGUCUUUGGCUGUCAGUUUAUUAGCAGCUUAGCAGCUUAGUUGUCAGGAUGGGUGGCUGUUGGUCAUGUGUGGCCUGCAGGUCUCACCCAGAGGCAGAACCAAAGGAUGAAGAUGAAGAGGGGGCACUGACAGGUCAUCCCAGAAACCCAACCCAUGUUGCACCAUUUUCUGGGGGACUCCCCAAUGUUUUGGGGUACAAUCUGGGGAAAGAGCUCACUGAGGAACCCUCCAUGCCAGAACCUCUUCCAGCACCUGGCAUCACCAACGACAUCCUGGGCGAAGUGCUCAUUGAGGAAACCUCGAUGCCAGGGCCCCUUCCAACACCUUGCAUCACCAAUGACCUACUGGGGAAAGUGCUCAUUGAGGCUACCUCAGUGCCAGGUCCUUCCAUCCUCACAGACACUCCAAAGGAAGCAGCUUCUGUGUCAGAACCCUUACUAGAGCCUUCCAUUGCUGAUAAUUAUCUUCAGCAAGAAGUAGAACUCCUCAAAGGGUUUCAGCAUGACUAUGUCCAGCAGCAACUGAGGGUUCGCCGCAUUUCCCAACAGUUCCCUUGUUCUCUCCGGGCCAUCAACCUGCAAAUUGGACACAUGCGGACAAGGCUCAUCCACAGUGAAGUUCGGCUGCAGUGGUGGGAAAGGGAAGAUGUUCCUGCAGGCCCUGCUGCACUUCUCCAGCCCUCUGGGUCUGAUUCAUCAUUGUCCUCUGCCUCCCUUGAGGUUGCCUCCAUCCCACCCUCCACCUCCACCUCUUCCCUCCUCCUGCAUCCCUCUCCACCUCCUCCUCCUUCCCCACCUCCUCUGGAGCCGGACCUCAGCAAUGUGAAAGAAACUCUGCAGAGUUUGGUAGAGAUGCAGGUCCAUCAGCUGUGUGACCGCCAAAGAGACCUCCACAGCUGCCAGGAAUACUUACAAAGCUUCAAGGCACUGAGGGGACAGUUGAGGCAGCUAAGGAGCAGACUGGCCAGGGUGGAAGCCACUAUGGGGAUCGUGGUUCCUCCAAGGGAGCUGGACGUUGCUGAGGAAGAAGGGGAAGGCAAAUUAAAAGAGACAACUGUGCUACUAUUUACAUAAGUAGCAAUAAAAUGCUGUGUAUAUAUUUUUAAAAAAUUAAAUAUUUGUUUAAAUAGGAUGUAGAGAUAGAUAGCAUAUUUAUUGUUUUUAAAAAUAAAAUGUUUUAUUUUAAAGAAAA